AUGCCCACGCCACUUGACAACGCCAUGAAAUCAAAGAAUGCGGUUCUCGCAUUCGGCGGCUUAGUUACAGCUGUUGCAGUAUGGGCAAUCUACGGCGGUGACAUGUUCCCAGCAGGUUCUGACCCGACUGGAAAUCCUGAAGAGUGGACCAGAGAGGAGAUGAGACGAUGGCUGGCAGCGCGAAACUUGUUCCCUGGAGAGUCUGACACAAGAGAAGAGCUCCUUGCGAGGGUAAUGGCCAAUAUGAGGGCUCCGAGACGUUGA
This is a messenger RNA of Colletotrichum truncatum, 264 nucleotides long. The record is from RefSeq and is a predicted model, not a curated record. NCBI's taxonomy places the organism in Eukaryota, Fungi, Ascomycota, Sordariomycetes, Glomerellales, Glomerellaceae.